AUGAGACAGUUCAUUGAAGAGUCAUGGAAGAGAGAUUUUGUUUGUCCACUUCUGAAACCUAUGCAUGCACUUGCAUGUUUUGAAAUUUUUGAUAAGUUUACUAUCAACAACAACAACACCUACCUCUUCCACUCUUUCUCAAUUUCUGAAUAUCUUGAAGCUUCAUGGGAUCUUUCAAUGACAAUUCAUGGAAAGGAGCCCCUGCCAUUGAAAACAAAACCAUUAUCAUUUAUGCCAAAACAUGAAUAUGAUUGUCUUUCCAUUGAUCUUCUUGGGCAAAGCUACAAAGGGUGCAUUGGAACGAAUAGCCACGGAUCAUACAUACAAUCAUAUUUCACUGAACGAACUGGGUCAGAACAUGUAAAUUCCCAUAGUAGUCAGCAUGUAUUUGCAUUUGUCAAAUGGUUCAAAUCCACUUCUGACAAAACAAGAGAAUUAGAAGGAGUUGAGUUGUUACAGAAUGAAUUCUAUAAGCAAGGUUUUCAAAGCAUUCUGCUUGUACAUCGGAUUCUCCUAACAGUUGCAAUACGAGACAAUGACUGGGACAGGGUGGCAGAAACAGAGCAAGGCGACAAUGUUGCUGAAUAUCUGUUCAUUCUUAGCUUUGUUCCCACGCCUGCAUUUGACACGUGA
Molecule: messenger RNA, 633 nt
Organism: Phycomyces blakesleeanus NRRL 1555(-)
Lineage: Eukaryota; Fungi; Mucoromycota; Mucoromycetes; Mucorales; Phycomycetaceae
Exons: 4
Coding region: 1-633 (210 amino acids)
Source: RefSeq, a predicted model, not a curated record